Messenger RNA from Babesia microti strain RI, 1524 nucleotides. RefSeq lists its product as hypothetical. NCBI's taxonomy places the organism in Eukaryota, Apicomplexa, Aconoidasida, Piroplasmida, Babesiidae. The coding region runs from base 1 to 1524 and encodes 507 amino acids. The transcript has a single exon. The record is from RefSeq and is a predicted model, not a curated record.
AUGGAUUCCAGCCUGGAUUUCCUUUCUUGCCUUGAGAGUGGCAUUUUGAACAAUCAUGGAAGUGAAACAUCGCAAAAGUACGAUCAGCAACCUACAUUACAGUUGGCAAUUAGUGCAAUUUCAAUGGAUUCCAAGAACUCAUCCGUUAUGAGACAGUUUAACAUAGAUUACAGAACCAAAUGUAUUGAUUCUAAAUACAUGAUUAACGAAUCUAGGCAAAUAGUUUACAUUAUGCGAUUGCUUCAAAACACUAAUCACAGUAGUUUGCAAAUAUGGGACCACGUGGCGGCAGUCCACGCUAACAAAUCAAAUUUUGAGAUGGAAUCAAACGGCGUUAUCAAACUAAAGUUUAACGAAAGUGUGCCGAUUUUUCUGAAAGAAAAAUCGGAAGACUUUUUUUUGACGCAACGAAAUAUUUUUAUGCUAGAGAUCGCAUUUGCCUUCCUAACACAAUUUUGUGAUAAACCUAAAAUAAUAGGGUUUGGCGCUACACAGCUCAAAUCAAUAGAAUUGUAUGGAAAGAGAUUAACUCUUCCAUUAUUUACCGUAGAUCGUAAGAAACAGGGUUUUGUUUUCGCAACUUUGGCACUGAAAGGCGUUAAAUGGCGUGAAAUUGAUGAUAAAGAAAUGAUUGAAUGUGCUAAAAAUGAUAUAAUUCCAAUUGCAGAGUGUGACUCUAAUAUACUUUCAAAUUCAUUAUUCCAACAUGCGGAUUAUUUGAACAAUUGUAUUGUGAAUUUUGGAACCAAUAUCCACCAUCAAAGUAUUAAUGUUAAAAUUCCAGAUCCACUGGACAUGAAAAAUAAAUCGUUACAUUCCAAGAAUCUAAAUGAUUUGGAACAGGAAAAUAUUGAAAUUUCAAAUCUCAACCCUUUGAAAGAGUCGUUAGCACACGAUGAAAUUGACAAUUCAAUAACUUAUAACUCGAUUAUACAUCAUUAUUCGCCCACGAACAUCAAAAUCCAGCAUGGAAAAUCUCCAGUCAACAUUUCUAUCGCAUCGCUCAAUAGUAAAUAUAAAGGUUCAGAUAUUACUGCACCAAACCGUGAAAUUAACAGUCCCUCAAACUUUAUAAUGAUAAACAGUGGCAACAUUGAAACUCCUAGCAACUUGAUGAAGGAUUUGCUCGACAACUAUGACAAGGUCAAACAUAAUUCGGAAGCUAAGGUUUAUCUAGACAACAUGGCACUCAAGAACUAUUCCUCUUUAAUAGAAGAGUUGGUGGAGGCAUCGAAAAAUCCAAUGGCUGGCGUUUAUUCUAGCCAGUCAUGCAAAUCCCCUUCACAAGUAGAGCUAAACGGGAUAAAAAGUGUGCUAGAAUUGAAGCAGAUGCAGCGUAAGAUCUUAUCCAAGCGUGUAGAAAAUUUGCUGCUUUCCAAUGACUAUGGAAUGGGUACUAGUAAUGAUUAUACACAAGUCGCUGAUGUCAAUUGGGCUGAUCAUGUAGAUCAAUUGCUAAAAAAUGCAGGGGAGAGGCUGAACAUAUAUUUCAACGACCCUCAGUUUGUAUCACUACCAAUAUGA